AUGUCGAGAAGGAAACCGAAAGCAAUAUUCAUGGCCUUCGGAACUAAAGGCGAUGUUUACCCUCUUGCUGCCAUUGCAGCAGCUUUUGCUAGUGAUCAGAAACAAUACAAUGUCAUUCUAAUAACUCAUUCGGCACACGAGAGCUUAAGUUCUCACUUGGGUGAAAAACACGUUGAGUUUUGCGCAGUUUCAUCGCCUCCGGUUCUUUCUGCGGAUCAGAAUGAUGAUAUUGAAGGGGAGGCAAAGUCAUCGUUUUUAUUGCAGAAGAAGAAAAUUACCAGAGAUCAUAGACGGGAGUGUUUUUCUCUAAUUGAAAGGAUAUUUGGAGAUGAACCAAGCUUGGAUGGGGAUCUUAUUGUGAUAAAUUUUUUUGCAUUGGAAGGGUGGAGUCUUGCAGAGUGUUUUUCUAUCCGCUGCAUUGUAGCUGCACCUUAUGUUGUUCCAUACAGUGCACCUGCAACAUUUGAAAGACAGUUCCAAAGAGAAUUUCCUCUUCUGUAUAAAUAUCUUAUUGAAGCUCCUGCUGGUAAGGUUUGUUGGAAGGAUGUGGAUCAUUGGAUGUGGCCCCUUUUCACAGAAAAUUGGGGAGCAUGGAGAAAUGACGACUUGCAUCUGAGUCCAUGUCCCUUUACUGAUCCAGUUACAGGCAUUCCUACUUGGUAUGAUCGGCCACAAUCUCCUCUUGUGAUGUAUGGCUUUAGUAAAGAAGUUGUUGAAUGUCCUGCAUAUUGGCCAUCAAGAGUGCGGGUUUGUGGUUUUUGGUUCCUUCCUAUUGAAUGGCAGUUUUCAUGUACGAAAUGCAGAGAAACAUUGUUAUACAAUUCAGCAAGACAUCAAUAUGAAAAAGAUACCUUAUGUCCCCGUCAUUUAGAGUUGCAAAAUUUUGUAAAGGCUACACCGAUUUUCAUUGGGUUGAGUGCUAUUGGAAGCAUGGGUUUUCUAAAAGAUCCUCAUUCAUUUAUCAGUGUUCUUCGGACUGUCCUGAGCACCACAAAUUAUAAAUUUAUUCUCUUUACAGGUGGAUAUGAACCUUUAGAGUCGGUGGUUCGCACAAUUGCUAGCGAAGCAACAUUAGACCAGAAUAGUUUGAGUGAAGAUUGUCUCUCUCUUUAUAAUGGCCGGUUGUUUUGUUUUUUUAGUUCCAUACCGUAUAGUUGGCUUUUCCCAAAAUGUGCUGCUGUGAUUCACCAUGGUGGCAGUGGAACUACUGCUGCUGCAUUACAGGCAGGCACACCACAGGUAGUGUGCCCUUUUGUGCUAGAUCAGUUUUAUUGGGCUGAAAGAAUGCAUUGGCUCGGUGUUUCACCUGAACCGCUCAGUAGAAAUCAUUUACUUCCUGAUAAAAAUGACGACAGAAGUAUCCAAGAAGCUGCACAUGUACUAUCACUUGCGAUCCACGAUGCAUUAUCAUCGAGAGUGAAAACACGAGCUGCAGAAAUUGCUGAAAAAAUAUUUCUUGAGGAUGGUGUAUCAGAGACAAUUAAGUACCUCAAGGAAGAGCUGAGCUUGAAUUGA
This is a messenger RNA of Lathyrus sativus (Indian pea), 1515 nucleotides long. Lineage: Eukaryota; Viridiplantae; Streptophyta; Magnoliopsida; Fabales; Fabaceae. The record is from the annotation of a GenBank genome assembly.